AUGACUUCUACAUUGCCUACGGAUAGAAAUGAGGAACGCCGACGUAGAGUGUUGCUGGGGCCACUUCCUGCAGGCUUCCUAAGAGCAGAUGGCACAGUCGAAAAUGUUGAUGCAGACUAUCAGGCUGCUCUAGCUUUGCAACAACAACUUUGUGGUGCUACUGUGCCAGCUGCUGGUCCACCAUUGACUGCUAGACUUAGUAUUACAAUUGCUCAGGCAAAACUCUCCAAAAACUAUGGCCUCACCCGAAUGGACCCAUACGUCCGUCUGCGCGUCGGCCACUGCAUAUACGAGACCCACACGGACCCCAGCGGUGGUAGGACCCCGCGAUGGAACAAAGUCAUACAUUGUCUCCUGCCGCCCGGUGUGAACUCGAUAUACCUGGAGAUAUUCGACGAGUGCUCCUUCACAAUGGACGAGCUGAUCGCCUGGACCCACAUCAACAUACCUCAGGCUGUACUCAACGGCGAGACCCACGAGAACUGGUACCCGCUGAACGGCAAACAGGGCGAUGGGAAGGAGGGCAUGAUCAAUCUGGUGCUCAGCUACUCCGUGGGCCCGGCGGCGGUGGCGACCUUCCCGCCGGUGCUGGUGGUGCCGAGCACGGGCAUGGGCUACGCGGCGAUGCCCGUCUACCCCGCCCCGCACCCCGGCCCCCUCGCGGCCACCCACCCCCACCCCCCACACCCGCAGCAGCAGCCCCCCCAGCAGAUCUCCGCCGAGCAACUGCAACAGAUUGAGGAGAUGUUCCCGAGCAUCGACAAGGACGUGAUCAAGUCAGUGCUGGAGGCGAACAACGGAAACAAAGAUGCUACCAUCAACUCGUUGCUGCAGAUGUCGGAG
Molecule: messenger RNA, 843 nt
Organism: Iphiclides podalirius (scarce swallowtail)
Lineage: Eukaryota; Metazoa; Arthropoda; Insecta; Lepidoptera; Papilionidae
Source: the annotation of a GenBank genome assembly